AUGUUUCUAUUAAAAUCAUUACUCCCUAGACAAUCACAAGCUUCUAUACUGGGGUCUAUUAUUAGUACCCGUUCAGUUUCAUUAUUAUCAAGAUUACAACCAUCAAAUAAAUCAACACAUACAUCUAAGAGAGUUGGUAGAGGUCCAUCAUCUGGUUAUGGUAAAACUUCUGGUAGAGGUCAAAAGGGUCAAAAGGCAAGAGGUAGUGUUAAACCAUGGUUUGAAGGUGGUCAAACACCAAUUUUUAAAUUAUUUCCAAAAAUUGGAUUUAAAAAUGUUAAAGCUUUACAAUUAAAAGAAUUAAAUUUAGAAAAAAUUGUUCAAUUUAAAAAAGAUGGUAGAUUAAAUUUAGAAGAAGGUGAAGUAUUAAAUAUGAGAAAAAUGAGACAAUUAGGUUUAGUUACUGGUACUUUAAGAGAUGGUGUUAAAAUUUUAGCAGAUGGUAAAGAACGUUUAAAUUUUCCAUUAAAAAUUGAAGCAACAAGAGCAAGUGCAGAAGCUAUAAAAGCAAUUGAAAAUGCAGGAGGUGAAUAUACAGCAAGAUUUUUCACAAAAUUAGGAUUAAGAGCCCAUUUAAAUCCUCUUUAUUUCUUGCAAACAAGAGGUUACGUUCCAUUACCAGGUAGACCAGUUAAAAAGAAAACUAUAAGUUAUUAUAGUAGUCCUGAAAAAAGAGGUUAUUUAAUUAAAGAAAAUGAUCCAUUAUUAGUUGCAAUUGAAAAUGCUAAAACUGCUAAACCAAAACAAAGAACCGUUAAGAAAACUUUAAUGGAAGGUUUAUUAAGUGGAUCAAAAGAUAUUAAUGUUGCAGCUAAGGGAUUUAACAAAUCUGGUGUUUUUAAAUUAUCUGAUUUAAAACUAUAG
Molecule: messenger RNA, 864 nt
Organism: Hansenula ciferrii
Lineage: Eukaryota; Fungi; Ascomycota; Saccharomycetes; Phaffomycetales; Wickerhamomycetaceae
Gene: MRPL10
Product: mitochondrial 54S ribosomal protein uL15m
Exons: 1
Coding region: 1-864 (287 amino acids)
Biological process (GO): translation
Cellular component (GO): mitochondrial large ribosomal subunit
Molecular function (GO): structural constituent of ribosome
Source: RefSeq, a predicted model, not a curated record